Molecule: messenger RNA, 7737 nt
Organism: Momordica charantia (bitter melon)
Lineage: Eukaryota; Viridiplantae; Streptophyta; Magnoliopsida; Cucurbitales; Cucurbitaceae
Product: G-type lectin S-receptor-like serine/threonine-protein kinase At1g11300
Biological process (GO): protein phosphorylation; recognition of pollen
Cellular component (GO): plasma membrane
Molecular function (GO): ATP binding; protein serine/threonine kinase activity
Source: RefSeq, a predicted model, not a curated record
CGCUGUGCAGUCCCAUCAAUGGUUCUCGCAAAAUACGGGUCGUCUAUUUUACACACCCUUCAGCACGCUGUGCAGUUUGGAUCAAUUGAUUAGUAUUCGGCGACGGUCAUGAAAUCCAAAAAAAGCUGCAAUUUUUCCUGUCCUCUUCUUCAUCUUCUUCUUCUUCUUUCAUUUACAUGCUUCUCUUCAACAUUUUGCUCUGCCAAAGAUACCAUCACAUCAACAAAUUUCAUCAAAGACCCUGCAACUAUAUCAUCCAAUUCCAGUUCCUUCGAGUUGGGAUUCUUCGCACCUCCUAAUUCUACCCGCCGAUAUGUCGGAAUUUGGUUCAACCAAGUCUCCGUACAAACCUUAAUAUGGGUAGCCAACAGAGACAAUCCUUUAAACAACACUUCUCAAGGGAUCUUCACAAUUUCCAAGGAUGGGAAUCUUGUGGUCUUAGAUGGAAACGACACCGUCCUCUGGUCUUCAGAUGUUUCUUCUUCUUCUUCAACCAAUCGAAGCGCCCGAAUUUUAGAUUCGGGAAACCUGGUUCUGGAAGAUGCUUCUUCAGGGGAGGUUAUAUGGCAGAGUUUCAAACACCCUUCUGACAAAUUCUUGCCCGCCAUGCAAAUCAUCACAAACAAAUUAGACGUAAAUUCCAAAGACAAGGUUCAGCUUACCUCAUGGAAAAACCCUUCGGAUCCAUCUACAGGAAACUUUUCCUUCGGGAUGGAUGUUCAAAAUCUCCCAGAAGUUGUGGUUUGGAAUGGCCGUGAUCCUUAUUGGCGGUCUGGUCCAUGGAAUGGUAAUUCUUUUAUCGGAGUACCCGAAAUGGAAGCUGUUUAUCUUUCCGGAUACAGCCUUGUAAUCCAAGACCAAACUUACACUCUCUCUGUUUCUUACAAUUAUAGCAUUCAAGAAUUUGCUUAUUUGUUUUUAAGCCCGGGAGGGAAUUUGCAGCAAACGUACUGGGAUGUUUCGGAGGAGCGCUGGAAGAUUACUUGGAUGUCUCUACAAACGCGUUGCGAUUUGUAUGGUGCUUGUGGGGCAUUUGGGAUCUGCAAUCCCAAACCGUCCCCUGUUUGCAGCUGUUUAAAAGGGUUUAAGCCAAAUCAUGAAGAGGAGUGGAAUCAAGGAAAUUGGAGUGGUGGUUGUGUCAGAAAUACACCAUUGCUGUGUAAUGCCACCACUCUGGAAGAUGGGUUUUUGAAAGUGGAAACAGUUAAAUUGCCAUUUUUGGCAGAGUGGUCCGGCAUUUCCUCUCUUACAGCAGAUGAUUGCAGACAGUUGUGCUUGAAGAAUUGUUCUUGUACUGCUUAUGCAUAUGAAAAUGGUAUCAAUUGUAUGCUUUGGAGAAGGGAUGAUUUAAUUGAUAUGCAAAAGUUUGAGAGUGGUGGAGCUGAUCUUUAUGUUCGAAUGGCGUAUGCCGACUUAGAUCAUACUACAAAUGAUCGUGUAAAAGACAAGACGGGAAUUAUUAUAGCCAUAGUGCUACCGACAACGCUUGUCAUUUUCGUCAUUGCAAUAUACUUGUGGUUGAGAUGGAAAAGGAAAGCUCCCAAAAACGAGAAGAAGAAAACUAUGGCGUCCGGAGAAAAAGAGAAGAUUUUGAAACUGAAAAGAGAAGAUGAUAUGAUUGAGGAUGAUAUAAAACUUGAGGAGCUACCUAUUUAUGAUCUUGAGAAGCUGGCAAUGGCAACCAACAAUUUUGAUUUGACCAACAAGCUUGGGCAAGGUGGCUUUGGUCCAGUGUAUAAGGGAAAAUUAGCAAAUGGACAGGAAAUAGCAGUAAAGAGGCUUUCAAGGGUCUCCCAACAAGGAUAUGAAGAAUUUAUUAAUGAAGUAAGAGUAAUUUCAAAACUACAACAUAGGAAUCUUGUGCGACUUUUUGGUUGUUGCAUCGAAGGAGAAGAGAAGAUGUUGAUAUAUGAGUAUAUGCCCAACCUAAGUUUGGAUGCAUUAAUUUUUGGUGAGAUACUCUGACCCUAAAUUUCAAAAGUUACGACAGUGUUUAAUGUAGUUUGGGAUUUUCAUUCACUAACCAAAGCUAAAAUCUAUACACGUGUAGGCUCCUCCAAACAAAAACUUUUGGAUUGGAGAGAGAGAUUUAAUAUUAUCGAUGGAAUUGCUCGAGGACUUCUUUAUCUUCAUAGGGAUUCGAGAUUGAAAAUUAUUCAUAGAGAUCUCAAGGCGAGCAAUAUUCUGUUAGACAAAAAUUUCAACCCUAAAAUUUCGGACUUUGGCACGGCAAGAAUUUUUUAUGGCAAUGAAGUUAAAGCCAACACUUUAAGAAUUGUUGGAACUUAUGGAUAUAUGUCUCCUGAAUAUGCAAUGCAAGGUCAAUUUUCAGAGAAAUCAGACGUGUUUAGUUUUGGAGUUCUAUUGCUUGAAAUUAUUAGUGGAAGACGAAAUACAGGGUUCUACUACCACGAGCAUUCUUUGAACUUAUUAGAAUUUGUAUGGAAGUUAUGGGAGGGAGACGAUCUAAUUCAUCUGAUUGAACCUACAAUUUAUGAAUUGAGGUACCAAGGAGAGAUUUUGAGAUGCAUUCAUGUUGGGCUCUUGUGCAUUCAAGAACUUAUAAAUGAUAGGCCAAAUGUUUCUACCAUUAUCUCAAUGCUGAAUAGUGAAAUUGUAGAUCUUCCUUUCCCAAAACAACCGGGCUUUAUUGGUAGACCACGCGAGAAUAGCAUAGAGGAAUCUCAAAAAAAUUGUGAUAAAUUUUCUGUAAAUAAUAGUCUUACAGUUACCACAAUUGUACCUCGUUCCUUCGAGUUGGGAUUCUUCGCACCUCCUAAUUCUACCCGCCGAUAUGUCGGAAUUUGGUUCAACCAAGUCUCCGUACAAACCUUAAUAUGGGUAGCCAACAGAGACAACCCUUUAAACAACACUUCUCAAGGGAUCUUCACAAUUUCCAAAGAUGGGAAUCUUGUAGUCUUAGAUGGAAACGACACCGUCCUUUGGUCUUCAAAUGUUUCUUCUUCUUCUGCAGCCAAUCGAAGCGCCCGAAUUCUAGAUUCGGGAAACCUUGUUUUGGAAGAUGCUUCUUCAGGGGAGGUUAUAUGGGAGAGUUUCGAACACCCUUCUGAUAAAUUCUUGCCUUCCUUGAAAUUUUUGACCAACAGAAGAACUAAAGACACAGUGGGGCUUACCUCAUGGACCAGCCCUUCCGACCCAUCUACAGGGAACUUUUCCUUUACGUUGAAUGUCUUCAAUCUCCCUGAAGCUGUCAUUUGGAAUGGAGGUAGCCUUUAUUGGCGGUCUGGUCCAUGGAACGGCCAGUCUUUCAUCGGAGUACCCGAAAUGGAAUCUGUUUAUCUCUCCGGAUUCAACCUCGUAAUCCAAGACCAAACUUACACUCUCUCUGUUCCUUACAAUUACAGUAUUCAAGAAUUUGCAUAUUUGUUUUUAAGAUCGGAAGGGGAUUUGGAGCAAAUGUACUGGGAUGCUUCGGAGGGGUGGAAGAUUAGUUGGUCGGCUCUAAAAACGCGGUGCGAUUUUUAUGGUGCUUGUGGGGCGUUUGGGAUGUGCAAUCCCAAAGCAUCCCCUGUUUGCAGCUGUAUAAAAGGGUUUAAGCCAAAGCAUGAAGAGGAGUGGAAUCGAGGAAAUUGGAGUGGUGGAUGCACCAGAAAUACACCACUGCAGUGUGAGAAAUCGAACAAUGAUAAUGCCACCAUUCAGGAAGAUGGGUUUGUAAAAGUGGAAAUGGUUAAAGUUCCAUAUUUGGCAGAGUGGUCCAUUACUUCUCUUACAGCAGAGGAUUGCAGACAGGAAUGCUUGAAGAAUUGUUCUUGUACUGCUUAUGCAUAUGAAAAUGGCAUUCGUUGUAUGCUAUGGAGAGGAGACUUAAUUGAUAUACAGAAGUUUGAGGGCGUUGGAGCUGAUCUUUACCUUCGAAUGGCAUAUGCAGAUUUGGAUCAUACUACAAAUGUAAAAGACAACAGAAGAGUAAUUAUUAUAGCCACAGUUCUACCAGCAACGCUUAUCAUAUUCAUCAUUGCCAUAUACUUGUGGUGCAAACAAGAGAAGAAGAAAACUAUGAGGUCCAGUGAAAAAGAGAAGAUUUUGAAACUGACAAGGGAAGAUGAUAUGAUUGAGGAUGAUAUCAAACUUGAGGAGCUACCUCUUUAUGAUUUUAAGAAGCUAGCAAUGGCAACCAACAAUUUUGAUUUGACCAACAAACUUGGGCAAGGUGGCUUUGGUCCAAUGUAUAAGGGAAAAUUGUUAAAUGGACAAGAAAUAGCAAUAAAGAGGCUUUCCAGGGCCUCUAAUCAAGGAUAUGAAGAAUUUAUUAAUGAAGUGAGGGUGAUUUCAAAACUACAACAUAGGAAUCUUGUGCGGCUUUUUGGUUCACCAAAACAAAAACUUUUGAAUUGGAGGGAGAGAUUUAAUAUUAUCGAUGGAAUUGCUCCAGGACUUCUUUACCUUCAUAGAGAUUCGAGAUUGAAGAUUAUUCAUAGAGAUCUCAAGGCAAGUAAUAUUUUGUUAGACGAAGAUUUGAACCCUAAAAUUUCGGACUUUGGCAUGCCAAGAAUCUUUUAUGGCAACGAAGUUAAAGCGAACACUUUAAGAGUUGUUGGAACUUAUGGAUAUAUGUCUCCUGAAUAUGCAAUGCAGGGUCAAUUUUCAGAGAAAUCAGAUGUCUUUAGUUUUGAAGUUCUAUUACUUGAAAUCAUCAGUGGAAGGAGAAACACAGAGUUCUACCCCCACGAAUAUGCCAUAACUUUAUUGGGAUUUGCAUGGAAGUUGUGGAUGGAAGACAAUCUUAUGCAUUUGAUUGAACCAACAAUAUAUGAAUUGGACUACCAAUUAGAGAUUUUCAGAUGCAUUCAAGUGGGGCUCUUAUGCGUUCAAGAAUUUAUAAAUGAUAGGCCAAAUGUCUCCACCAUUAUUUCAAUGCUCAAUAGUGAAAUUGUAGAUCUUCCUUCUCCAAAGGAACCAGGUUUUGUUGGCAGAACACAUGAAAGUAGCACAGAUUCAUCCCACCUUCAGUUCCAAGGAUUUAUGCACAAUAUAAGCCUCUCUUUUACACAUUAUUUUGUCACUCCAAUUAGUAAUCAACAGAUUAAAACAGCCAUGAAAUUGAACCCCCAAAAGUAUUGGAGUAGUUUUUCAUGUCGUCUCCUCCUAAUCCUUCUUUCAUCUUCAUGUCUCUGUUCAAAUCUUUGCUUCGGGCGUACAGAUACCAUCACAUCAACCAAUUUCAUCAAACACCCUUCAACCAUAACAUCCAAUUCCACUUCCUUCCAGCUCGGCUUCUUCACACCUCUCAACUCCACAAACCAAUUCCUCGGAAUUUGGUUCAACAAUCAAAUAUCUCCACAAACCGUUGUGUGGGUGGCCAACAAAGACGAACCUCUCAAACACUCCCCCGGAAUCUUCACCAUUUCCCAAGAUGGAAACCUUGUCGUCUUAGACGGAAACGACGCCGUCCUUUGGUCUUCAAACAUUUCAUCUUCUCCCAAAUCCAAUAGAACCGCCAGCAUUUUAGACACCGGCAACCUCAUCUUGGAAGAUACAACUUCUGGGGUUGUUUUAUGGCAGAGUUUCGAACACCCAUCUGAUAAAUUCUUGCCAUCCAUGAAAUUUAUGACCAACACAAGAACAAAACAGAGACUGGGGCUUACUUCAUGGAACACCCCUUCUGAUCCAUCCACGGGAAAUUUCUCGUUUGGGCUGUACGUUCACAACAUUCCCGAAGCUGUGAUUUGGAAUGGCCGUGACACGUUUUGGCGAUCCGGUCCAUGGAAUGGACAGGGUUUUAUGGGAAUACCCGACAUGGUCUCUGUUUAUCUCUCUGGAUACAGCCUCGUAAUCGAAGACCAAACUUACUAUCUUUCCGUCACUUACAACGAGGCUGAGAAAUUCGAUUACUUGUUUUUAAGCUCGCAAGGAAAUAUUCAGGAAAUGUACUUGGAUUCUGAGGAGAAGCGGUGGAUGGGAGGUUGGUUGGCUAUAAAAACGCAGUGUGAUUACUAUGGUGCUUGUGGGGCUUUUGGGAUCUGUAAUGCGAAAGCGUCCCCUGUUUGCAGUUGCUUAAAAGGGUUCAAGCCAAAGCGUGAGGAGGAGUGGAAUCAGGGAAAUUGGAGUGGUGGGUGUGUGAGAAAUACGCCAUUGGAGUGUGAGAAGUCAAACAGGAGCGCCACUGAGGUGGAAGUUGAUGGAUUUUUGAAAGUGGGAGUUGUUAAAGUUCCAUUUCUUGCAGAAUGGUUGAAUUCCUCUGCUUCGGUAGAUGAUUGUAGAGGUGAGUGCUUGAAGAAUUGUUCGUGUAGUGCUUAUGCUUAUGAAAGUGGUCUUCGUUGUAUGCUGUGGAGAGGGGAGUUGAUUGAUAUACAGAAGUUUGAGAGCGAUGGAGCUGAUCUUUACCUUCGUGUGGCAUAUGCAGACUUGGAUCAUACAAAUGACAUAAAAGACAAGAAAGGUAUUAUUAUAGCCAUAGUACUAUCAGCAAUAAUGUUUAUCAUCUUCAUCAUUGUUGCCAUGUAUUUUUGGUGGGGAGGGAAGACUCGAAAACAAGGGAAGAAAAGAAAUAUGACUUCCACAAAGGAGGAGAAGAUUUUGAAGUGGACAAGGGAAGAUAUGAUGAUUGAAGACGCAGUAGAGCUACCUCUUUAUGAUUUUGAGAAGUUGGCAAUUGCAACAAACAACUUUGAUUUAAGCAACAAGCUUGGGCAGGGUGGCUUCGGUCCAGUUUACAAGGGAAAACUGUUAAAUGGACAGGAAAUAGCGGUGAAGAUGCUCUCAAAAGCCUCUCAUCAAGGAUACCAAGAAUUUAUAAAUGAAGUGAGGGUGAUUUCAAAACUACAACAUAGAAAUCUUGUGCGACUUUUCGGUUGUUGCACUGAAGGAGAAGAGAAGAUGUUAGUAUAUGAAUACAUGCCCAACUUAAGUUUGGAUGCAUUAAUCUUUGGCUCCCAAAAGCAAAACAUUUUGGAUUGGCACAAGAGAUUCAAUAUUAUUGAUGGGGUUGCUCGAGGUCUUCUUUACCUUCAUCGAGAUUCAAGAUUAAGAAUCAUUCAUAGAGAUCUAAAGGCAAGUAAUAUUCUAUUAGAUAAAGAUUUGAAUCCUAAAAUUUCAGAUUUUGGUAUGGCAAGAAUUUUUGGCGAUGAUGAAGUUCAAGCAAGUACUGUAAGAGUUGUUGGAACUUAUGGAUAUAUGUCUCCUGAAUAUGCAAUGCGAGGUCAAUUUUCAGAGAAAUCAGAUGUGUUUAGUUUUGGAGUUCUAUUGCUUGAAAUUAUUAGUGGAAGACGAAACACAGGGUUCUACUACCACGAAUAUGCUUUAAGCUUAUUAGAAUUUGCAUGGAAGUUGUGGAUGGAAGACAAUCUUAUUCCUUUGAUUGAUCCAUCAAUGUAUGAAUUGUGCUAUCAAUCGGAGAUUUUGAGAUGCAUUCAAGUGGGGCUGUUAUGCGUUCAAGAAUUUGUAAAUGAUAGACCAAAUAUUACUACCAUUAUCUCAAUGCUCAAUAGUGAGAUUGUAGAUCUCCCUUCUCCAAAGCAAUCGGGCUUUAUUGGUACAUCGCAACCAAAUUCUGAUAAAUUUUCUCUAAAUAGUCUGACACUUACCACAAUUGUGCCUCGGUAGUGUUAGAUUGGAAAAGUUGAUAUGUAAUUUUGAGAGCCUACCAGUUUAAUAAGGAAGGUAUACGCCCUCUCAAAUAUUUCUCGAAUUGGAUAAUAGUGUCACUUAUAACUCAAGUCUACAAAUUUGUUUUCAAUUACAAGUUUAGUUUAUAAAUUCUAAGAUGGUAUCCAA